AUGCCUUCGGCCAAAUUCACACAGGCCGCCAACGAGAGCCGUCAGCUCAAGGCCAAGCCAUCCAAUGACGAGUUGCUUGAACUCUAUGCUCUCUUCAAGAUCGCCAAUGGUGAAGACAUCACCAAAGCUCCUGCACCAGGUGUGUUUGAUCUCAAGGGCAAAGCCAAGCACAAGGCGUGGCAGAAGGAAGUCGACGCUGGAACGUCCGCCGAGACCGCCGAAACUCGCUAUAUUGCUUUGAUUGCCAAACUCAAGGAGAAGUAUGGCUUUGAUGCCUCCAAGGCUCCUGAGCCAGUGGGAGGAAACUGA
Exophiala mesophila is the source of this 309-nucleotide messenger RNA. RefSeq lists its product as uncharacterized. NCBI's taxonomy places the organism in Eukaryota, Fungi, Ascomycota, Eurotiomycetes, Chaetothyriales, Herpotrichiellaceae. The transcript has 3 exons. The record is from RefSeq and is a predicted model, not a curated record. Gene Ontology annotation, molecular function: long-chain fatty acyl-CoA binding. Gene Ontology annotation, biological process: fatty acid metabolic process. Bases 1 to 309 code for a protein of 102 amino acids.